AAUAAAUAUAAUAGCAUGCUUGCCUAUGUUACUAUUGCAGGGAUCAUUGAAGAGGUACGGGUACAGCUGAAAUCACCAAGUCUUCCAGAAGAGGUAGAAGAAGGGGUACGGGUUACCCUCAUCUGCAAGGCUAGCGGUAACCCUGAACCGGAAAUCACCUGGUACCAUGACCAAACACUGGUUACUGCUGGUUCCAACAUUGAUUUCAUUGGUAAUAAGAUGAAGAUCAAGAGCGCUACCGCCCUCGAUAGUGGUACUUAUUCCUGCCAGGCAUCCAAUGUAGCCGGUAACACACCCAGCACAGAAAAUGUCCAGUUUAAUAUUGUGGAUUCCAAUUUGCCAGUUGUUGAGGUGGCACCCGCUGAUGCUUUGCGUGUUCUAGGAGACUCUAUCGUGUUCCAUUGUCAGUUUAGUGGAGAUCCAACACCACCGGUAGAAUGGUAUUUUGUCAAAGAUGGAGAGAGUCCAUUAGCCCUUAUGAAUGACACAGAAACUGGGACAUACAUCCAAGGGAACGGAAGUCUUAGUCUUGACAAUAUAAUAGCUGAUGAUGAGGGAGUAUUUCAGUGCGUAUGUAACAGCCCUCAUGGGCGACCGCAUGCCAGUGCCAGACUGACUAUAGCAACGUUGAACCCUCUACCAGAGUUUGAAGAUCAAUUAAUCCCAGAAGGCAACACAAAGAGCAUAAACUGCUUGUAUCCAGAAGGAACAGAAUCAGGUAUUCCUGCACCGUCCAUACAUUGGCUGAAACCAAGCAUGCGUGAGGUACCUUUAGAUGAAACCAAGAGGAUACGUGUGGAAGAGGAACGAAAUCUUCUCGUCUUUGAUCCUAUCAAGAAAUCUGAUGAAGGCAACUAUACAUGUGUGUCUAGUAACAUGGCUGGUGAAACUACACAGAUACUUCAAGUUAUGGUUGCUACUGUACCAAAGAUUACCACCAAACCUAUGGAUGUCCACAUCAGAGAGAAUCAAGAGGCUACACUUCAUUGCAAUGCUACUGGUACACCAACACCAACCAUCAGCUGGACAUUUGGAAAUAAAGCUAUCUCAAAUAAGCAAGGUAUUGAUUUACUGGAUGAUGGAUCCCUUGUAAUCAACAGUGCUACAACUCGACACAAUGGGACGUAUACCUGUAGAGCUACAACAGUAGCAGGGAUAAAAACUGCAUCUGCUACCAUCUAUGUUGAAGCUAUCUUGAGGUUCAAUCCACGCCCCAUUACUGCAACGACUUUAGACCGUGGUGAGGUCAAUCGCCUUGUGUGUCAUGCUACGGCUAGUAUCCAACCACAUAUUGUCUGGUACAAGAAAGGUUUGAUUGGAUCAUGGCCAGAUCAUAUUUCUGAACCAAACCUAGGAGUUCUGGAAUUUGACCCAGCUCAAGCAAGUGAUGCUGGAACAUACAUCUGUAUUGCAUCGACUGGUCUUGAAAGGAUCAAUUCCACUGUCAGAAUUGAAGUAGUUGUGAAACCCAAGUUCAGAAUCAUCCCGAACAACACCAUAGGAUUUGAGGGCUAUCCUCUGAAGAUUGACUGCACAGCAUAUGGAGACCCUGAACCAACGAUUACCUGGAUGAGUAAACCAAUCAUCAAUUACCCUGAUCAUUUUACUCAUCUACCUAACGGUACUCUCAUCAUCCAAGAGGUUUCUGCUAAUGAUGCUGGUAGAUAUCAAUGUAUUGCUGGUAGUGAUGCGGGUCUCAAUACAACAGAGAUAACACUAUCUGUUCAAAAGGGUACACCUCCUGAUCAGCAACCAGUCCCAGCUCAGGUCAUGACCAGAACCAUAGCUAUCGCUGUCGGGUGUGCUGCAGCCUACAUCUUCCUAGUAGUUGGUCUCAUGCUGUGGUGUCGUCAGAGACGUCGGCGGUACAGACGAAAGAUGAAGAACAUGGAGAAACCCAAUGGGACAGUGGCAGGAGGAGCCAAUAAUAGGAUGUUAAAUGACUACCAUGAUGGAGAGAAUGGGAAGGUUGCUGAUGGAGAGAUAGCUUUGAAUCCUACUCCAUCUAAGAAUCAUCAAAGAGGGAGCUAUGACAAACUCCAGUUCCCAAGACAUGAUAUGCAGACCAUCACUACUAUAGGUCAUGGAGCCUACGGCGAGGUAACGCUAGCGAGGGCAGCAGGCAUCAAAGAUGGUGAGGAGGCUACUACAGUGAUGGUCAAAGCUCUACAGACCAAAGAAGAGUCAUUACAGUUAGAUUUCAGACGAGAGAUUGAGAUGUUAGGCAAGCUGAAUCAUGAGAACAUCGUGAAACUCCUGGGCGUGUGUAGGGAUAGUGAACCACAACUCAUGAUCACAGAGUAUUUAGAUUGGGGUGAUCUGAAGCAGUUCUUGCAGGCAACACGUGGUGAGAAUGGCACCAAGAACGUACCACCUCCCUUGACCCUUAGUCAGAAGAUAGACAUAGUCAACCAAGUAGCUCUAGGUAUGGAAACCCUGUCAGCCAAUCGGUUUAUCCAUGGUGAUCUAGCUGCUCGUAACUGUCUUCUAUCACCUUCAAUGGAGGUGAAGAUCUGUACCAUGUCUGUGAGUCAAGAUCUCUACCGCCCAGAGUACCAUGAGUACCACCAGAAGCUCAUCCCGGUCCGCUGGAUGCCAGCCGAAGCCAUCUUUGAGGAUGAGCUCUCUGCAAAGAGUGAUGUCUGGGCUUAUGGGAUCUUUGUAUGGGAGGUAUUCAGUCAGGGAUUGUUACCCUAUUCACAGCUGGAUAACGAUGCUGUCAUGAGAGCCAUGAUAGAUGGUGAGUUGAUGCUGGAGACACCAUCGGAUACACCAGAGGAGAUAGAGCUGAUGAUGCAUCGAUGCUGGGCUGAUAGUCCUAAAGAUCGUCAUAGCUUCUCCGAGAUCACCCACCAUCUUGGACGCAUCUCAACUGAUAGCCGUGUAUAGCUACCUACAUGCAGUACAGGUUAUUGUUAUGCAAUAUCAUCAAGGAUCUCUGAAGCCAGGUGUUCUGCAUGCGCAUCUUUCUCAUCGAGUUGAAGAAACUUGAGAAUGUUCAAUGUGCUGGCUUCUCAAUAGUCAAGCAGAAACCAACAUAGUGCUUAGUCGUGUGAACCAAGUCUGAGGACUUGAAGCUAAUAACUUUGUUUGCUUGAUAGAGCAGAAAUAAAGUUCUGUGAGGACUGCAAACCAACUAAUUGGACUCGAAAUGAUGUAUGCAAAAAUGUAAAUGAACUGUCUUAUGUUUGCAAUCCAUCCUCCUUUACAUUGUAAAGUACUAUGAAAAGGAAAGAUAUAAAGUAGAAAAAU
Molecule: messenger RNA, 3252 nt
Organism: Lytechinus variegatus (green sea urchin)
Lineage: Eukaryota; Metazoa; Echinodermata; Echinoidea; Temnopleuroida; Toxopneustidae
Product: inactive tyrosine-protein kinase 7-like
Exons: 11
Coding region: 16-2889 (957 amino acids)
Biological process (GO): protein phosphorylation; homophilic cell-cell adhesion
Cellular component (GO): plasma membrane
Molecular function (GO): ATP binding; protein kinase activity
Source: RefSeq, a predicted model, not a curated record